CAGUCCCUACUAAGUUCAACAAGAUUACGGUUUUUCAAAAGUUACGGUUUUGGGGAGUUAGAGACGCAGGGACAGGGCCUGGGCAUCCUCCCUGCAAGCACCUGAGGCCCGGUGUUUGGACACGCGUUAGAGACCCGCGCGCACACACCCCACGGGGGGAUGGCUGGAUCGUGGCUGCAUCCCCAGGGCCGACCUAGGUCGCCUCCCUCAGUUGUCUCUCCCCCACCCCCGCGUGUUCCUGGAGCGCGCGUGUGCGCAGCGCGGGCCGGAUUGGCGCGCCCCCUCGCGCGUGUUGAAAUUCAAACGAGGCGAACUUCCCCCCGACGCGGUUUGGCACGGGCGGAGAGGUCGAGACAGGGGCGAGUUGGAGGGCGUCGGCGCUCCGGGCCAAGCUAGUCCAAGACUUGUUGAGGCUGCCGCCGGGGCGGGGUCGAACUCACCGCCAACGGGAGCCACGGAGGCUUUAAAGGGCUCGGGUCCCGCCCCUCGGCCUCUGGAUGGCUACCGAGCAGUGGUUCCUGGAGCCGCUUCCUCUGGGCGCGGGAGACACGCCGCCGCCCCCGGACGACUUGGAACCCGAGAGGGAGCCCUCCGGAGACCCCUCCUGGUUGACGUCGCCUGGCAGGCCUAGGGACCCUCCAGAGCUGGAGCCCGAGGGUGCCCAGGGGCAGCUGCAGGAGGUCCCCACCUCCACGCCUUCCCCUGAGCCUCUGGGCCCUGGGCCCGGGCCACCCCUUCCUCGACUUCCCUUGGACACCAUAUUCAGCCCCAUCACCGAGCAGCUCAGCUACCUGCUCAAGAAGGCGGAUGAUUUCCAAAGCUACUUGCUCUACAGCAGGGACAGGGUGCAGAAAGAACAGCUGGCCAGGGCUAUGCCCACCUUCUUGCAGAUGUGCGAGCCCUAUUUCCUAUACCUGGAAGCGGCUGCAAGGAGCGUGCCUCCCAUCUACGGAGUCCUGCAGGAGCUGGUCCGCAAGGGGCUGUUGGAGAUCUCGCAGCAGCUAACCCUGCGCCUAGAACAGCUGGUCCUCAUGUAUGCAUCUUUUGGGUUCGUGGACCUGGAGGAGACGGACCCCUUGAGUAUCUCCUGUUUUUUCUGCGGACGGUUCUCCAUCAGCCCCACCCAUGAGGUGUCCAUCUUCAGAUACUGCGCCCCGGCUGCCUACACCGCCAGUCGCUUCCCCCGAUACCUCUAUAAGAAGAUUCGCUGGAACCUGGAAAUGACCCCAGACCCCAGUGGCCAGGGGCAAGAUUCCCAUGUGGAUUACUACUUCCUGUGCUACCGCGAUACCUGGGAAGACACAGAUAAGAGUCCAGCCAAUUCGUGCCCCCAGAUCCAGAAGCUCUGGUCCAUCGGUCGCUGGGUGCCCCUAGGACCAGCUGAAGAUGACCCGUAUUCAUGGAUAUUGUGUCCGCAGCCUCCUGGGGACUACCAGCAGCUUCUGACCAUCGGCUUCGAGGAGCCGUCGCACAUGCUGGCCACCGACUUCCUGGUGCAGAUCCUCACCGGCCAGGCAGGCCCCGCUCGGCCACCGAGCACGGCCGGGCCCGCGGCAUGGGCUGCGCAGGGUUCCUGAAGCUGGGGAAGGCGGUGAGAGCUGCAGCCCAGCAGCUCCGAACUCCAGCAGAGGAGGCACGGAGGGGCUCACUCGUUCUCCUAAUGCAGCCCGGCCUCCCCUUCCAAGAGGUCAGGCCGAGCUGACCCGUCUGCACCCAGCCCGGCCCGGCUGCAGGGCCCUGAGUGCAGACAACCACCAAUUUUGCGUUAAAUAAAAGAAAGAGGUCACAGCC
Molecule: messenger RNA, 1791 nt
Organism: Tupaia belangeri chinensis (Chinese tree shrew)
Lineage: Eukaryota; Metazoa; Chordata; Mammalia; Scandentia; Tupaiidae
Gene: CUNH19orf67
Product: chromosome unknown C19orf67 homolog
Exons: 6
Coding region: 498-1577 (359 amino acids)
Source: RefSeq, a predicted model, not a curated record